AUGCACCUCGGCUGGUCGAGUAUGCUUUUGGCGCUCGUCAUGGUGCUCAUGAGUAUUGUGGCUCAAGGGCAGAGUUCGAUCGAGGAGGAGGAAAAGGUAGGGGGGGAAGAGAGUCUUACUGUAGGCCUUUUGCAAGGGAAUUACUUGAGGUUUGACUUUAAAAAUAAGACUUUCCUGAAAAGUGGCCGUAUAAAAUGAAAAUUUUGUGAAUUACCGGAACAAAAAGAUCUAGAACGCUCGCCUAAGGCAAAAGAACAUACAGAAUCUAGGUAUUGUCCAUAAGAAACAGUUUUUGGGACACAUUACAGCAAAAAAAAACUAUUUUUAUUUUGUCUUUACGAAGCGUGGGCUAAAAAUGUCUUGAGAAAAAAAUUUGACUAGAUCUGUGACAAGUUUUAUUUGGAUUUGGCUUUGAGUUCUGCAUUUGUAAUUGUGUCAAGGAGGGUUCUGCUUGUAAACGCGUCGAAUUUCAUCAAUAUCAUAGCGCCCAAACAUUGCGUUUCUUCAAUUUGAAUCUCAGUCAAUCUUACUCCCCAUUAAAAUAAAAUUCAAACUUUGUAAUUAACAAAACUUCAGCGAGGAUCAUCGUCCAGUAGAAGGAACUCAUUUCUUAAACAAUCCUGUUAUUUUUCAGUUCAUGGAGAAACGCGUGCCGCAUCCCAGCUUCCGCUCCAACGUCCGCAUCCAGCACUUCCAGCAGGGCGAGAUGCCGCCCGGCUUCGGCCACAACUUCGCGCCGUUCAUGGGGCGGUUCGGUCGCGUUGCGCGGAACCGACCGUACCUCUUCGACUACUGA
Messenger RNA from Bursaphelenchus xylophilus (pine wood nematode), 796 nucleotides. NCBI's taxonomy places the organism in Eukaryota, Metazoa, Nematoda, Chromadorea, Rhabditida, Aphelenchoididae. The record is from the annotation of a GenBank genome assembly.